Molecule: messenger RNA, 1763 nt
Organism: Capsicum annuum
Lineage: Eukaryota; Viridiplantae; Streptophyta; Magnoliopsida; Solanales; Solanaceae
Product: flavin-containing monooxygenase FMO GS-OX-like 4
Exons: 7
Coding region: 150-1589 (479 amino acids)
Molecular function (GO): flavin adenine dinucleotide binding; N,N-dimethylaniline monooxygenase activity; NADP binding
Source: RefSeq, a predicted model, not a curated record
GGAGAUACGUGCACCCACGACUAACCACGUGGGUCUGCCUCUGCAAACACCCACAACAAAAAAAGAUAUACAAAGUUACAAACACAACACUCAACCUCGACCAAAAAAAACAGAAGUUAAAAUAAAAUAUUACUCCCAAGUACCAAGUCAUGAUGCUUCGAAGUGUCAUCAUCUCUUUAAACAAACCUUAUUUUCCCACACCACACAUUAAAACUAUGCCUCAAUAUUCCUCCAAAAACGUCGCCGUUAUCGGUGCGGGCUCCGCGGGCCUCAUUACGGCCCGCGAACUCCAACGAGAAGGCCACAACGUCGUAGUAUUUGAACGAGAAAAUCAAGUAGGAGGCACAUGGGUAUACACACCCGACACAGAAUCCGACCCGGUUGGAACCGACCCGACCCGAGAGAUUGUUCAUUCAAGUCUCUAUUCAUCUCUCCGCGUUAAUCUCCCUCGUGAAGUAAUGGGUUUUCGGGAUUACCCGUUUGUGGUAAAGAAAAGACCCGGUAGUGACCCGAGAAGGUAUCCGGGUCAUAGGGAAGUGUUGGAUUAUUUGAAUGAUUUUGCGGUUGAGUUUGGGAUUAAUGGGGUUGUGAGAUUUGGGGUUGAAGUUGGAUAUGUGGGAAAGAUGGAGAAUGGGAAAUGGAAGGUGAGUUCGAGGAAGAGGAAAAAUGAUGAUGGUGUGUUUUCUAAUGAGGAGGAGUAUGAUGCUGUUGUGAUAUGUAAUGGACAUUAUACUGAACCAAGAAUUGCCGAUAUACCUGGAAUCGAAGUUUGGCCUGGAAAGCAAAUUCACAGCCACAAUUACCGUGUUCCUGACCCUUUUCGAGACCAAGCUGUGCUGCUGAUAGGGGGUGCUGCAAGUGCUACUGAUAUCUCCAGAGAAAUUGCUGAAGUUGCUAAAGAGGUCCACAUUUCUUCUAGAUCAGCUACAAGUGGAGUUCCGAUGAAGCUUCCUGGCUAUGAUAAUGUUUGGCUCCAUAAUAUGAUUGAAGCGGUCGGCAGUGAUGGUGGCGUGAGUUUUCGAGAUGGGUCCAAAAUCCUUGCUGACAUCAUCCUACACUGCACUGGGUACAAAUAUCAUUUUCCUUUCCUUGAAACUAAUGGGAUAGUGACUGUGGAUGACAACCGCGUUGGUCCACUUUACAAGCAUGUUUUUCCACCAGCUUUUGCACCAAGUCUCUCAUAUGUUGGGCUACCUUGGAAGGUUAUACCUUUCUUCUUGUGUGAAUUGCAAAGCAAGUGGAUUGCUGCUGUUUUAUCUGGUCGCAUUUCUCUCCCAUCAAAGGAAGAUAUGACUGCUGAUAUUGAAGCUUUCUACUCGUCCAUGACAGCUUCUUGCAUUCCAAAACGGUACACUCACAAUAUGGAUGACUAUCAGUUUGACUAUGACGAUUGGUUGGCUGCUGAGUGUGGAUCUGCACCUUCUGAAGAAUGGAGAAAGCAAAUGUAUUUUAUCUCAAGACAGAAUAAAAAGACUCUGUCUGAGACAUAUCGUGACGAGUGGGAUGAUAAUGACUUGAUCAUUCAAGCAUAUGAAGACUUCGUAAAAUAUAUUCCUGAACUAGCUCAGGCACAGAAUCUCCCAAGAUGAUUCUUUUGGGAACACUAGCAUGUAAUAUGCCUGAAUUUGAUUAUUUUGUUGUUUACAGGAAAUAUGUAGCUGAAUAAAUCAUCAAGUAUAGUAAAACUGGAAAUUCCUCAAUUAAUUUCAAUUGUAAUUGUGCCAUUGAAAUUUAUUAAUAUAAGUCAUCCAGCUUGUACACAA